Messenger RNA from Marmota flaviventris (yellow-bellied marmot), 1641 nucleotides. RefSeq names its product family with sequence similarity 124 member A (gene Fam124a). The record is from RefSeq and is a predicted model, not a curated record. Lineage: Eukaryota; Metazoa; Chordata; Mammalia; Rodentia; Sciuridae.
AUGGACGCGAAGGUGGGCGGCGGCGGCGAGGAGGAGGAGAACGUGGACUCGGGCGCCGAGACCGGAGGGUCUGACUACAGCCACCUGUCCUCUACCAGCAGUGAGCUUUCGGUGGAAGAGGCGCAAGACCCUUUCCUGGUUAGCAUACACAUCAUCGCAGACCCCGGGGAAUCCCAGCCGCUGCAGGAGGCCAUCGACAAGGUCUUGGCAUGGAUCCACCCUGACCUUCCCCUGUUCCGGGUGUCUGAGAGGCGGGCUGGGCGGCGGCGGAGGAAGCCCCCCAAGGGGGCGCAGCCAGCGCUGGCGGUGGUGCUGUUCCUGCAAGAGGAAUACGGUGAGGAGCAAAUCUUGCAGCUCCACCGCAUGCUGCAGCGGCCACCCUGGCGCCACCACCACACGGAGCGCGUGCAAGGCAGGUUCCUGCCCUACCUGCCCUGCAGCCAGGACUUCUUCACGCUGGCCCCCGGGACCCCUCUGUGGGCCAUCCGACCUGUGCACUACGGCAAGGAGAUCGUGCGCUUCACCAUCUACUGUCGCCACGACAGCUACGCUGACAGCCUCCAGUUGUAUGAGCUGAUCCUGCGCCGGAGCCCCAGCCAGAGGAAAGCGGACUUCUGCAUCUUCCCCAUCUUCUCCAAUCUGGAUGUAGACAUCCAGUUCUCCCUGAAAAGACUGCCCUGUGACCAGAACCCGGUGCCCACCGACUCCUCUCUGCUGGAGUUCCGAGUCAAGGACAUAGGCGAGCUGGUCCCUCUCCUGCCCAACCCCUGCAGCCCCAUCAGUGAGGGUCGCUGGCAGACCGAGGAUCACGACGGCAACAAGAUCCUUCUGCAGGCACACAGGGUGUACAAGAAGUUCCCCAAACCCAGCAGAGCACACUGCUCCUCCGAGAAGAAAGCUCACUCCACUCCUUCACCGAGCGCCACUGUACCAAGCCAUACAUCAAGUGGCAGCCAACCGUCCCUGCACAAUGACCGUUUCCUGGGGCCUGGCCAGACAGGCCUGCCUAGUGGGCACCAGCAAGAAUUUGCCAGGCAAACCAGCAGCACCCCCAGCGCCCCCUGGUCUUUCCAGAGAAGCAAAUCCUUGUUUUGUUUGCCCACCGGAGGCCCCUCCCCAGCUUCCUCAGCUGAACCACAGUGGUUUUCAAACACAGAUCCGCCAGAACACAGGGUAUCGAACUGUAGGCAUAGCCACCUCCUCUCCAUCGAUGACUUAGAGGGUGCCCAGGAGACAGAUGUGGACACAGGCCUGCGACUCUCUUCCUCUGACCUGUCUGUGGUCUCUGCGUAUUCUGCACCCAGUAGAUUCUGCAGCACUGCAGAAACCUCCCUCCCCUCUGAAAAAUGCAGCAGCCGUUGGUCAACAUGGAAGGGGCCCCGAGAAGGACCGCUGCCUGCUGUCAGCAGGGUGACCACAGAGGCCUCCUGGGCUUCCCUCCCUUUCUUUACCAAAAGGUCUGCCAGAUGCUCAGUGAAAACUGUCUCUGCUCCCUCGGCUUCUAGUGCCUCCUCACUCACAGAGCCAUCCCCAAAGGCCUCUUGUGAUGCUCCCAAAGCCACACAGACUGGCCAAGAUGCGUUACCACCCCCAGAGUUGGCUGGUCCUAGGGAUAACGACAUGGAGGAGUUCUACAUCUGA